UUUGUGCGCUUCCGGGACAGAUCGCUCUGUGACGCACGUAACUGAAUUUGAGGUUUUGUUUUUCAGAGUUUGCUUCGGGAUCUAACAGCUUUCAGGACCAGGAAGGAUGUCUGUGACCAUGAGCAGGACCGACGGGGUCACCAUGUUCACUCUGACCUCUGACCCUAACAGCCGCUGGCCUCCGCUGUGCCAGAUCCUGAAGAGCCUUUGCUACAGCCCGGUGUGCUGCUCCGUGUCCCAGCAGCUGAGGACGGUCCUGAAGACGUCUCUGUCCGUCCUCGGGGCCAUCCACAUGAUGAUCGGGCUGCUUAACAUUGGCCUUGGCGUCCUCGUCCACCUGUCAUACGUUUCUUCUUACAUAUUUUACUCCUUCGGUUAUUGUCCCUACUGGAUGGGAUCUCUGUUCAUUAUGUUUGGCAUCAUGUGCAUUUUAUCUGAGAAGUAUCCAAGUCCAUGUCUGAUCAUCCUCAGUGUGUUUGUCAACCUGGUUGGUGGUGCUCUUUCCCUUACUGCCAUCGUGUUCUACAGUAUAUUGGAGGGAGAUAUGUAUGUGUGGGUUUCCUGUAAUGACGAGCCCCACUACAGCUACUACCCUUACAGACGCACCACGCCAAGUCCAUCACCUGAUGCUGCUUACUUUAAGGAGAAGUGCUUGGAAGGCAAAGCAGUGAUGGAGAUGCUUCUGAGGGGCAUCACUGGGGUCCUGAUCGUCCUGUCGGUGGUGGAGCUCUGCGUCGCCAUCAGCUGCGCCGUGUUGGGGAUCAAAGCUCUGAAUUCCACCAGCAACAAACCAAACAAGACCUCUGAUGAGCCGGAGUAUUACAAGCCGCUGCUGGAGGAAGUCACCACCAAUCCUGCAGUCUGAACAUUUUCCACUUCCCGUAAAGAUUAAUCCUGCUCUUUCAUCCCACUGACAGGGUUAAUAUCUACAUUAAUCAUUCACUUAUAAGCAGCUUAUCAGGUUUUUUAAAUACAAAUCAUGCUUUUUCUAUUGUCUCCUGCACUUUUGUAUUAAAUAUCAAAUCAUUUUACUUUGAUUUUCUUGAUCAUUAAGAUGUUUAUUUUGUUGUUUUUUUGUAUUCUGAAAUCAGCAAAUAUUCAAUCAUGUGCAUGUGAUUUUUUGUUUGUUUCCACCACUAAAUCAUAUAAAAUUAAUGCAUGAAAACGAUAAUUUGCUGCAUGUUUUCAUAUUUUACAUCAAGUCUUAAGUUCCAUUAUGAGGAGAUUUUUUUCUCUCCUUACUUGUUGUUUAAAAAGCGGUCAGUAAAUAUUUGACAGUCGUAUCUGUCAGGGAAAUGAGUCUUGGGUUAAUUCAAGGAAAUGAAGUCAAAAAUGAAAGCGAACCAUUUUUCUUUAACGUUUCUGGAAAUGAUUUUAAACCCUCUUUAUGGACGUGUGGAAGGCGUCAGAACAGAUUGUUGCAGUUAUCAGUUACCUGCAGCUCUACAGGUUGGUUUGGUAUUACUUCCUUUUCCCUAACUUAUCAAACCAAUCUGAGCUUCUUUUGGUGAGUUUUAUUCCAGAAGAUUUAUUUAAAUCAUCCAGAGAUCCUGGUGGGUUCAGAUGGUUUCUUACUUUCCCUCUCAAAACAAUUUAAAGUCUUGUUUAAAGUCUUAUUCCUUACAUCUGGUCAUUUUGCAAACUCAAACAUCAUUUGUUACAUUGAAACUUUAUGUAUUGGAUUAAUAGAUAGAUAUAGAUUUUACCUUUUUAUACUUAUUACAAUGAUUACUUUACCCAUCAUAAUACACGUUAAAUGAAUUUCUGUUUUUAAUAAAUUUGUAAAAAUUUCAAAACCAUGUUUCCAAAUUGUUGUAAUGAAGUAUUUGAAUUGUGAGAAUAGAGAUAAAUACUAUUUUAAAUCAGGCUGAAACAUAAAAAGUAAAAGUGGACACUUCCUGGAUGUUUUCUGACUCGUUACCUGUGUUCUCUCUGCGUUUCUCCUUCCUGUAAGUAAAAGAUUUGAAACGUGAA
Messenger RNA from Poecilia latipinna (sailfin molly), 1974 nucleotides. RefSeq names its product transmembrane protein 176B-like. NCBI's taxonomy places the organism in Eukaryota, Metazoa, Chordata, Actinopteri, Cyprinodontiformes, Poeciliidae. Gene Ontology annotation, cellular component: membrane. The record is from RefSeq and is a predicted model, not a curated record. The transcript has 7 exons. The coding region runs from base 107 to 865 and encodes 252 amino acids.